AUGAACUUUGACAUUGACCUUGCUCAGAACUGCAGUUAUACUCUCCAGAGCCCCAACGGUACGCUAGAGAGCCCUGGCUACCCAUACGGCUACCCCAACUAUGCCAACUGUACGUGGGUGAUCCUGGCAGCGGAACACAACAGGAUACAGCUGGUGUUCCAAGGUUUCGCUCUAGAGGAAGACUUCGACCUGCUGUCUGUCUACGACGGCCCGCCCAGCCCGGGGAACCUUAGGACCAGGUUGACGGGGUUCCAGCUGCCGUCGCCCAUAGUGAGUACAGGACCCAGCCUCACACUGUGGCUGCUGACAGACUAUGCUGUCAGUGGACAAGGCUUCAAGGCCAUCUAUGAAGCUCUACCCAGCUAUACCUGUGGUAACCCCGGCCAGCUGGUCAAUGGUCUUCAACAGGGCUCAACCUUUAACAUUGGAGAGAAGAUCAGGUACAGUUGCAGCCCCGGCUACGUGUUGGAGGGUCACACCACGCUGUCCUGUCUGGCUACGUCUGCUGGGACCGCAGCAUGGGACUUCCCCCUGCCCUACUGCAGAGCGGAUGAUGGUUGUGGGGGUACGUUGCGAGGCCAGAGCGGUGUGAUCACCAGCCCCAACUACCCAGGGGAGUACAGCAACAAUGCGGACUGUACCUGGACCGUCCUGGCUGAGCCUGGAGACACAAUCGCCCUGGUCUUCUCUGACUUUACACUGGAGGACGACUAUGACCUGCUGGAGGUCAGCGGCACAGACGGACCCUCUCAGUGGUGA
This is a messenger RNA of Salvelinus namaycush (lake trout), 759 nucleotides long. RefSeq names its product CUB and Sushi multiple domains 1a (gene csmd1a). NCBI's taxonomy places the organism in Eukaryota, Metazoa, Chordata, Actinopteri, Salmoniformes, Salmonidae. The coding region runs from base 1 to 759 and encodes 252 amino acids. The record is from RefSeq and is a predicted model, not a curated record. The transcript has 5 exons.